Messenger RNA from Calypte anna (Anna's hummingbird), 6283 nucleotides. It is a transcript of the gene MARCHF8, whose product is annotated as membrane associated ring-CH-type finger 8. Gene Ontology annotation, biological process: protein polyubiquitination; antigen processing and presentation of peptide antigen via MHC class II; immune response. The record is from RefSeq and is a predicted model, not a curated record. Bases 300 to 2000 code for a protein of 566 amino acids. The transcript is spliced from 8 exons. Gene Ontology annotation, molecular function: MHC protein binding; zinc ion binding; ubiquitin protein ligase activity. Lineage: Eukaryota; Metazoa; Chordata; Aves; Apodiformes; Trochilidae. Gene Ontology annotation, cellular component: late endosome membrane; cytoplasm; early endosome membrane.
CCGGGGCCGAGCCGGGUCCGCCGCCCCUCAGGCGCGGGGAGUGAGGCCGGGCCGCCGGGGGGGGGCACCGGGCGGGCUGUCCGCGGUGCCGCUCGCUUGGCGAGGGGGCCGCUGACCCGCGGCCGCCAUUCGUGUGUGUCCCGUCCCCCCCCCCCCACCUCCCCGGGGGCACCACCUCGCCCCUCCAGGUCCGUCGUUGGGAGCGCCUGCCCGCAGUUGCAAGGCCUGACAAUGGCACCGAAUGAGCACUGCCUUCAAGUCUUCUUCCUGUAAAUGAUAGGACCAAACAAGGUGGUGUGAUGAACAUGCCACUGCAUCAAAUCUCUGUCAUUCCAGCUCAGGAUGUUACCUCUUCCAGAGUCUCCAGCAGCAAGACCAAAGAAAGAGACGAACAGAAUGAAAAGGCUUUGGGGCAUUCCAUGAGCCGCUCUAGUAACAUCUCAAAGGCUGGAAGUCCAACCUCUAUCUCUGCCCCUCACAGCUUCUCUCGGACUUCUGUUACACCAUCCAACCAGGACAUCUGCAGUUCCAGUGCAGUGUUUUCUGAGUGUUGUCAUCACAGUCCAGUACAGUCUGCUGUUGUCUUGAAAAAUCCUCACUGCCAGACCCCUCUGACACAAGAGGUCAUUGUGACAAUAAUCAGUCAGGACACGUUACAUGCAGCAAAGAGGAGCUCCCAUGGGCAGGACUGGGGCCAGGCACUCAGGUCUCAUAAGAAUGGAAAGCCCACCCGCACUCUGAAAUUCUCCAAGUCCCUCAACGACAUGGACCAGAAGGCACAGAGCACCCGUGAGGGCUUUCACUAUGUGGAGAGAACAUGCUCGGAAAGCAAAUUGACCCCGACUCAAGAGCAGUGUUUAAGGAUUAACAAAUUUCAUCUUAAAGAAAGGAAACCGCUGAAUCUCAGGCCUUUUAGCAAUUCUAAGCACUCCUAUAUCCCUUCCCUUUCCAACUACUCAAGUGCAUCAGGAGCAGCAGAGAACAGCAGCACUGUACAUAUCCCCUUGCUGGAGGACAAAGUGGACCAUGACACCUCAAGGAGCAAAAAACUGUUGCGUUACCUUUUUUCCUUCUCCCACACCUCCAGCACCAGCAGCCUGCAUAAGUUUCAUGAACUGGAGAGCUAUUCCAGUCACUUCCAAGCUGAGAAAUCCUCCAGCAUGCUGGUGGAAAGCACAGACUUCUACUCUGAUGAUAUGGGAGAUGAUGACGUCUUUGAGGACAGCACCUCAGUGAAAUUGAAAACAAAUGAGCAGCGGGCACCACUCUGUUCAGUUGAGAAGGAUAGUGACCUUGACUGCCCUUCCCCCCUCUCAGAAAAAUUACCCCCUCUCUCCCCUGUGUCCACAUCGGGGGAUACCUGCAGGAUAUGUCACUGUGAAGGAGAUGAUGAGAGCCCUUUGAUUACCCCCUGUCACUGCACGGGAAGUCUUCAUUUUGUGCACCAAGCCUGCCUGCAGCAGUGGAUCAAGAGCUCAGACACACGAUGCUGUGAACUCUGCAAAUAUGAGUUCAUCAUGGAGACAAAACUGAAGCCUUUGCGAAAGUGGGAAAAGCUGCAGAUGACAGCCAGUGAGAGGAGGAAGAUCAUGUGCUCUGUAACAUUCCAUAUCAUUGCCAUCACCUGCGUUGUGUGGUCUCUCUAUGUCCUGAUAGAUAGGACUGCUGAAGAGAUUAAACAGGGACAGACUACUGGGAUUCUGGAGUGGCCAUUUUGGACUAAGCUGGUGGUUGUGGCUAUUGGUUUCACUGGAGGACUUCUGUUCAUGUAUGUACAAUGCAAAGUGUAUGUACAGCUGUGGAAGAGACUUAAAGCUUAUAACCGAGUAAUAUAUGUACAGAACUGUCCAGAAACUAGCAAAAAGAGUAUUUUUGAAAAACCUGCACUAACGGAGCCAAACUUUGAAAGUAAAGAAAUGCUCGGAGUUCACCAUUCAGACACAAACUCCUCACAUUACACAGAGCCAGAAGACUGUGCUGCAGAAAUCCUUCACGUCUGAUUGCUGGGUGGGAGGGAUGUUUCUGUAUGUCCUUGAAGAUUUAAAAUAUUGUUUACUGAAAACUGCUCUACCUUUUUGAAAUCAGCUAACAGCUGAGUGCUGGUGGAUAAAUUUUUUAACUUUUUUUUUUGUUGGAAUUUUUAAAAAUCCCUUUGGCAUAUCUCUCAAUGUCAUCAUGGCUGCAUACCUCUCAACAUUUUGUCUCUGAUACUGGCUGAUCAAACCACAAGAUACUGGGGUAGAAUGAGCCUCGGGUUUUGUAUGAAGCAAGCAAGUGAACUGUCAUCAGCUUCAUGGAGUCUGUUACUUUAGAAGAUGACUCUAAAUAGAAUAUGUGUAGAGUGGGGUUUUCUUGUUUGUUUGUCUUUUCUUUUAAUGUGAUGAAGAAGGUUGUCCCAGACAGCGUGGGAAAUAAGAGACCUAGAGUCUAAUCUACCACUAACACUGCCACUAACAUUUCAUCUUAGGCAGCAGGUGCAAAUUUUUGCUUUACAUAUCGUGAUGAGACUUACAAAGCAUAUAGCACUUUUAAAAAUCUUUAUUUUGUAAUAUGUAUGUCAAAUGAGAAUGAAACUUGAAAGAAUGUGUCAUUUUCAAAGUAUUUCUUCAUUCUUCAUCCCAUCUCUUCUCCUGGAACAUAAACCCUCUUGGCUAAAAAAAAAAAAAAUUAAAAAAAUUCCAACCUCUGAUUUCCAACACAUGCCCACAUUUACUUACUAAACAUAACACUAAGAAAUUCUGCUUCUUUGGGUUUCCUUUGAAGAACAAUUUUUUUCAGAGGACAUUGCACUUGUGACUUGUGUAUGGGAAGUAGUAGACGUGUAAUGUUAAUUUUCAAAAGUUUCAGGGAUUGUAUGGUUUUUUUCCUUAAAACCAGUCAGACCAUCAACACAUAUGCACAUAUAUACCUGAUGUAACUUCCAAAUUGAUGUAAGUUCCAAAUUGUUGGCAAAGGGUUGUUGCUGUAUUGGUAAAAGUGCCAGCUGUUGUGGGACAAAAGACACUUAAUCAAUACAGCUGAAAUUGGUUUUCUUUCUUUUAUUAUAUAGUUACAGAAGUAAAUAUUGUGUUAAGUGAAUGAGUUUUAAACCACCUGUCUGGUUUUAGUCCUGAUGUGAUGCAUUACAUGGUCAGAGCAUUGCUUUAUCUGUGCAUUUGAAUUUGGGACUGUUUGUUUUAUUCAGUCAGCCUCAAUGAAAAGAGAGGAAUGGCUUUAAAAUCUGUUAGCAGGGCUUUAAACAGUUACCCAAAUCCUGGGGUGUCUGCUCUUAAUUUGCUUGACCAACCUGCAUCACUUAACACCUGUCCAGCUCCAAGCCCUCAUUUGACCAAAGUCUCAGUGCAACUGGACCAGAAACUAAGGCCCACAAAAGGUCAGCAUAUGAGGACUCUGCAUGUGGAAGCUGACUUUCUCUACCUGAGCCAUAUCUAAAUCUCUGUAAAAUCAAUUAUAAUCUUCUGGUUCGUCUUAGGAAUUACCUGGACUUCACAGUUAGGUAAAAGCUUCUGUUUAUGUGUCAGACACUGAACUAAAUCCCCAGCUCCUAUACCAAUUUUGCUUAGUCUUUUUUCUAGUGAAGCUUUCAUUGAGCAAGUUGUUUUCAGAAUAAAAGUAGUUUCUUUAGGACUUCCCAAAGAAUAACUGUGAGACAUUGGUGAUUUUUUUUUCUUAAAGUAUAAUAUUAAUUUAUUUUAAAAUUACUUUUAAAAGAAGGCAGAGAAGAGACUCUAGUAAGAAAAUAUACACCAGUGGUUUCUAAGAGCUCUUGGAGGAAAAGUGUGCAUGAGUGUGUGCCUUUUUGUGAUCUCAUGCUUGAAUCUUACUGACUGUGACCUUCAUAAACAACAUGGUACCUUGUUCUUGAAAUGUUUUAAAAUACCCAGGCGCCUAGGCAGUCCUUGCAAAUCUGCACUGCCAUGGGUUUGUUCUAGGUGUCAGGAUGUCCUAUGCUUACACGAUACAGGCAGACAAACCCUGCACACUCUGUUAGUACUGGGGCAGCAGUCUUCAUGGUGAUGCUUACUCAUGUAGAGUUUGUUGCCUAUGCCUGCCAUAAUUUAAAGUGCAAUUACUCAGGCCUUUUCCUGAAGUCUGCUGUGGGUGAUCCUCUUCUAUUAUAACAACCCAGAAAAUACAGUCUUGUUUAGUUCUCUAUUUUGUUCUGUGAAAAAGUUUAAUAGAUAAGCUCAGGAGGUUUAAAUAUCAGAUCUUGUACAUCUUCAUCAUAUUCUGGAGUGCCCAAGUGCAUCAGGCUCACCUGUCUGUGAGAUGCUCCUGUUACAGAUGGGAGCUGUGCAGACCUGGCUGCCGAGGGAUCCCGUGCAUGUUUCCAUCAGAUCUGUGGCCAGGAGGUGAAAUGAAAAGGGACAAGUUCUGGUUUGAAAAUUGCUUGUUCUCCAGCUCACACCUGAGAGGCACUGGUGUCUGACUGACAUUCUGACAAAUGCUGAUAUGUCAUGCUGUAAUGUGCUGGUCCUGUUUCAGUCACUGUGAUUGGUGAAACACUGUGAAAUCUCAUUUGGUGGUUUGGAAGCUCCUGCCAAGUAGUGGCUCCUGCCAUGUGACACCUGCCAAGUAGUGUUUAGUGGAUCCAAGAUACUGAAGGUUUUUGCUGUAUUUUAACUUUGGAAGAAAAAUAAUCUCCAUCAAAAUCAUCUAUGGAAAAAUAUUUUUGGAUGAAACUGUUUUAGCUAAUUUUGCUUCUAACCAUUCCCUCCUGCAGGAGGACUUUUCUGAAUGAGAGUUAAGACCUAAUAUUUAAACUCUUUAUACUGAUUAAGGAAUGCUUAUACCAGGAAAGGAUGCAAAAUAUAUCCAUCUAUCAGGGGUUUUCAUUUAUGCUGGUCACACUUCUCACAUUGAUUCUUGCUUGGUGUUAACAGUGGGCCUCUGGAGCUACAGUUCCCUCCUUCAGCAUGGUGCCAUCAAAUGGUGUGAGAAGGCUGAAUGGUGCUUUUUCCUUCUUUCUCAAGGAGAUACUGUCGACUUGUUUUCAGUUUCCAGCUGCAAAGCACUGAUGUUAGCUCAGGUGAUCUCCAUCCUUCCUGUCAGUAAGGGGAACAACCACCCCGGCUCAGGUCAGGCUUUCCAACACUUCCUUCUGGCAGCUGUGGAAAUAAUUGAAGUCAGAAUUUUUUUAGUCUUUGUUCCUUGGCCGAAGUUAGCUUGGGUUACCUGGGACUUUUUGAGACCAGAAUUUAAGUAGGAGGGAAUAUACACUAAGUACUAUUGAAUGUGACCCCAUUCCUAGGUUGCCAGACCCUUUGCUGCUAUGCCCCAUGCUGUAGACAUCUAACCAGACUCACAUUUUACAAAUUUAAAUCCUAUCCCAAAAAACUCCAGCUGUGCCAAGAAAAUUUCUCUAUCAUGUCAUACUUGGUGUAUCUGCCAGGUCAUGAACACACAAUGUUAGAAAUACAGAUGUGUUGCAGAAGGUUGAGCCCCUGUACAAAAUGAUAAAAUGUUACAUGCCUGUGAAUUCUCAGGAAUUUCUUCAACUGUAAUCCUGUAUUUUAGGAGUGGGAUUGGUGUUUAAAACAUGGACCUGUGUUCUGAAGGGAUGGCCAGACCUGGGGACAGCUUUCUCUGGUUGAAUACCGUUGAGAUAGACUUUGCUUCAGCAGAGGAGAUCCAGCAAUGGUUACACUGAGCCCACAAGGGGUUAGAUAAGUGCCUGGGCCUGAGAAAUCCUGGGAAGCAACAAGAGCUCCCUGUCCAAGCCCCCUUCUGCCAGUUCAGCUGGGGGUGGUGCUGGGAGAAGGGAGGUACUUGGGAUGUCACUCAUGGGCCAUGGAUAUAGCUGCUCCUGGGAACCAGUUGCUUCUCCCUUUGCUUGGCUGGGUCAGUAUCUGUGAGCACCUGGGUCCAAAGUUCUGCUAAAGCCAAGGUAUGUUAAGACAGAGAUUUCUGGUGGAGAUUGUGGCCAGCAAUGAAAGGGAGGGUGGUGGUUUUGGAUUGAAUUAAUCUUGCAAAUGGGUGAAACUGGGCAAAUACAAAAGUAGGAAUAUUGCUGGAUGGAUUUUUCACAGCAUUACAUUAGAUAUGUGAAGAUAAUUUCUAAGUGGGACCUUUUAUUCUGUGAUUAUUUUUUAGUUUUGAGAUAUUAUGGUGUCAGUAUAUUCUAAUGAAAUACUGAAAGCACUUGUCUUUGCCUAGAAGAUCUCUGUUUAAAAGAUUGUAGCAGAUCUUGUAUUUAGGUGUAGCAUUUGUAGACAGGUAAUUGUAUAAUGUUAAAACAUUUUACACUGGCAUGUGUUGUAUAGUUUAUACAAAACACUUUACA